CUAAUCUCUCACGACCCAUCACCGCGAGCCGACGCCGCCCACGCCGACCUAGUCCCCGCCCUCACUCCCCCACCCACCUCCGAGCAUAUCACCAUGUCCCACGGCGACCACACCCGCGACCCAUGCCCUUGGGUCAUCCUCAACGACUUCGGCGGCGCGUUCUCGAUGGGCGCCAUUGGUGGUGGUAUUUGGCACGGUAUCAAGGGAGCGAGGAAUAGCCCCAAGGGCGAGCGUCUUGCCGGAUCCCUCUCGGCCAUCAAGGCGCGUGCUCCCGUCCUCGGCGGAAACUUCGGCAUCUGGGGUGGUCUCUUCGCGUCGUUUGACUGUGCCGUCAAGGGGUACCGCCAGAAGGAGGACCCCUGGAACGCCAUCAUUGCUGGUUUCUGCGUCGGUGGUACCCUUGCCUUCCGCGGUGGGCCAAAGGCCGCCCUCGGCGGUGCCAUCGGUUGUGGUAUCCUUCUCGGCGUAUUCGAGGGCGUUGGUGUCCUCAUGUCGCGUGCAUUCGCCCAGCCCGUUCCUGCCAUGCAAUUGCCAGAGCCGGCUGCCCAGCCCGCCCUUGCGUAAGCCUAGACCGUUUGUACAUGUACACUGGAUUCCCCAAGGCUUCGGCCACCACAUACACCUCUCUGCAUGAUGCAUACGUCGUGAUUG
Molecule: messenger RNA, 651 nt
Organism: Cutaneotrichosporon oleaginosum
Lineage: Eukaryota; Fungi; Basidiomycota; Tremellomycetes; Trichosporonales; Trichosporonaceae
Biological process (GO): protein import into mitochondrial matrix
Cellular component (GO): TIM23 mitochondrial import inner membrane translocase complex; mitochondrial inner membrane
Molecular function (GO): transmembrane protein transporter activity
Source: RefSeq, a predicted model, not a curated record